Molecule: messenger RNA, 1285 nt
Organism: Ilex paraguariensis (yerba mate)
Lineage: Eukaryota; Viridiplantae; Streptophyta; Magnoliopsida; Aquifoliales; Aquifoliaceae
Source: the annotation of a GenBank genome assembly
AUCUUUUGGGGGGUUUUACAGAAAACCAUGCGAGACUGUAGUUGCCUGAAAAUGCUCAAAGAGAAAACCCUAAUCAAGCUCUAAUUUCGACAGAAUUUCUGAUAUUCCAACGACUCAGCCGAAGAAGAGAAGUUCCAGAUUUGUGUUAAAAUAUGCUGAUGGGUCAUGCGGAGGGGCUGCCUAAACUUGGUUCGUCAAAAGAUUUGCUGCUUGUUGAUCCUGUAUCUGAACUGGAUGGUGGUGAAGAAGUGGAUAAUCCUGGACAGAUACUGUACAUGGCAUCUUUUGAAGAACUUGCUGCAAAAAAUGUUCAAUAUGAUACCAUUAUAUGGGUGUCAAUAUCCCUGCUACUGGUUUUAGCUUGGGGUAUUGGAAUUUUAAUGUUGCUCUAUCUGCCUUUCAGAAGAUAUGUGCUUCAGAAGGAUAAUUUGUCACGGAAACUGUAUGUCACUCCUGAUGAAGUAGUUUACAAGGUGUCAAGACCUUCGUUUGUACCCUUUUGGGGAGUCACACAAAUAGAAAGGCAUGUACCUCUGAAUUUGGUGAUCGAUGUUAUCAUUGAGCAAGGUUGUUUACAGUCGGCCCUUGGAAUCCAUACCAUUAGGGUUGAAAGUAUAGCCCAUGGAAAAGCUGCACCUGUUGAUGAACUACAGGUGCAAGGGGUUCAUAACCCUGGACUUCUAAGGAAGAUUAUUGUAACAGAGGCUUCAAAAGUUAUACAAGGCGUUGACAGGAGUUGGAAACCUACUGUCCACAGCAGUGAAUGGGAAAGUGUGGCUCGUAUGGAAUCUUUGACUGAAGGUCCAGCUGUCUUGAGAUCACCAUCCAGAAGUUUGAAGAUGACGGGUUCUCCGCGCCAUGCUCUAGUCGGGCACAGAGGUUUAGUACCUACAGAUUUGGUGCUACAUAAGCUUCAUGAAGUGAAUAAAUCAGUAAAGAAAAUCGAGUUCCUUAUAGAGAAAGCCCAAGCUUCCCCCGAGAGCAGCUAAAAUUUUCGGUUCCUCUCAAGCUCUGGUGCUUCAGCCUUAUGGUGGAUUAUUCAAAAGAGAAUUCCAUAGCUGUUUCCUCUGUGUUUUUCUAGCCUUGAUCUAUACAAGAUUUUUCAUGAGAUGGGUAUUGUAAAGAUAUAAGAGGAUGAGUCAUGGUUUGAAGAACUGAUGUUCUUUUGUAUGAUUAUUUGUGGUGGUGAGAAAGAAGGAAAAACGACAUAUUUUAUCAGAAAUCGCAAAAUUUGAAUAUCUUUUUCUUUUAUGUAAUCAGGGGAAUUCGAACUCAAACGCAUGGA